This is a messenger RNA of Carassius auratus (goldfish), 774 nucleotides long. RefSeq names its product T-cell immunoglobulin and mucin domain-containing protein 4-like. Gene Ontology annotation, molecular function: phosphatidylserine binding. The record is from RefSeq and is a predicted model, not a curated record. Gene Ontology annotation, biological process: cytoskeletal rearrangement involved in phagocytosis, engulfment; apoptotic cell clearance. Bases 108 to 683 code for a protein of 191 amino acids. NCBI's taxonomy places the organism in Eukaryota, Metazoa, Chordata, Actinopteri, Cypriniformes, Cyprinidae. The transcript has 5 exons.
GAAGUCUGACUGCACAUUUAAGAAAAGCUGAGAAGGUGAAUGGAGAAAAGCAUGAAGAGAUGAAGUUGUCUUGAGCAUUACUCGCAGAGAAAGAGAAAAUUUUUAAUAUGAAUUAUCUUCACAGCUGGUUCUUUGCAUCCUGGGUUCUCUGUUAUCUCACAAUUUCAAAAUGCAGCGAUGUCACUGUACAGAGUUUCAAGGCUGAUCGUGUCAUUUUGCCAUGCAAAUAUGACAGCAAAUAUCAUGGAAAGUGUCACAUAUGCUGGAUGAAAGGAGACAUUCCCACUAUGGGUUGUGGUAAUGAAAUUAUCGGAAGUGAUGGAGAUAAAGUGGUGAGGGAAAUAUCAUCCAGAUACCAGCUGGCGGGAGAAAUACAGCAUGGAGAUGUGUCUCUGACCAUCUUAAACAUUACAAAAACAGACUCUGGCAAAUAUGGAUGCCGCAUACAUGUACCUGGACCGUUUAAUGAUGAGAUGUAUUACGUCCACUUGAUUGUUAAUGACGAAGCUACUGACAUCUACAUGGAGGAAGCCGUUACGGUGGUCCAAAGUGAGGAUACAAUGGAAACAUUUGUCAUAAAUACUGUAAGAGUGGGAGCCCUUGUCUUCAUCCCGGGUUUAAUUAUUGCACUUCUGUUCAGACUGCGGCGCUCCAGAGAACACAACAGCUGCGUGAGAAUAUAAACCCUGAGCCUUCCCGACCCACACAACCACACAAAGAGAUUUGGUGUUAUAGUUAUGAGGUCACUAUGACUGUAAAAAAAACCACAUGCAU